Messenger RNA from Solea senegalensis (Senegalese sole), 3705 nucleotides. Its product is annotated as RNA polymerase II degradation factor 1. The transcript is spliced from 9 exons. Bases 176 to 3082 code for a protein of 968 amino acids. The record is from RefSeq and is a predicted model, not a curated record. Lineage: Eukaryota; Metazoa; Chordata; Actinopteri; Pleuronectiformes; Soleidae.
ACCAACGGAACUGUCGCUUUAAGAGGACAGGUGUGUCACGGACAGGUGACGGCGGAGAACCCGGAAGUGGAGAAGUUAGCGUGAGAAGACGGCCGUUCAGACAUGAACGUGAGAGAAAGAAGGGAGGACAAAGAAGGAAAAGAAGGAAAAGAAUGAGAGACACCAGACUGAAGACAUGAGACAACGUUUUAUUCUUACCAGUCUGACUGUGACAGCAGUCCUCCUCUCUGUGGACAUACUGGCUCAGGAACAGGUGCAGAUCCAGUUCCAGACAGACCCAGUCCUGGUUCAGACUGGUACAGAGAUCGUGUUCACGGUGCUGACUGUGUCUCAGGUCCUGUCCAUGACAUGGAAGUACAAAGGAGACGUGACUCUGGGCGUGUGGAGCGGUGGGAAACCUGUGGUCGAUACAGUGCCACAGUUUGAAGGCAGGGUCACCAUAGCGGCCAAUCAGCUCCGGAUCGGCGGAGCUCAGCUCCGAGACGCCGGGAAUUACUCGGUGAUCGUGAUUCCAACGUUCUCCACGGGGAUGGUCCAGAACUCCAGAUCAGUGCAGCUGAGGGUGUUUGACGCAGUGGCCGGAGUGAGUCUGUUUGUCCCCUCGGUGGCGGUGGAGGGUAAAAACGUCUCUCUGAGGUGUCGGUGGACGGCCGGGACAGAGACGUCUGUCCAGUGGGGGAAGGACGGUGUCGCGGUCACCGCUGACUCCAGGAUCAUCUUAUCUGACGACGGCUCUCUGAUCAUGGACCCGUCCAGACGUGCUGACACUGGAGAGUACAAGUGCACCGUCAGUAACCUGGUCAGCGCCCAGACCGCCACACAGACUCUGACUGUCUACUAUGGACCAGACACUCCGGUCCUGACCAAGGACUCGCCCAAGGACUGCGUGGGCGGGGGGGACGUGCUGGUGGGACAGACGGUCCGUCUCACCUGCACGUCCGCCUCGCUGCCUCCCGCCCUCUUCUCGUGGCAACGCGAUGGACAGACGGUGACGUCGGGACAGCCGGACAGCGGCGUCCUCAACCUGCAGACGUCGUCCACUGACGAGAGUGGACGCUACACGUGCACGGCCGCGAACAGCGUGACGAGCGGCUCGUCUGAGCAGGACACGCUGCUCAGCGUCGUGGACACAUGUCUCAGUGGAGGAGAAGUGGCCGGGAUUGUGAUCGGAGCUUUUCUGCUCCUCGUGAUCCUCGUGCUCCUCAUUGCACUCAUUGUUUUCCUUGUACGAAGGAGGAGGGAAUAUCUGAGACACAGAGACACUGUGUUUGUCCACAAAUCCAACCCUAACCCUCUGACUUUACCUGCAGAGCCUCGACCUGUGAGGGACCUGGGUCGGCGUCCCGACCCCCCCCUCCACCACUCUGACACACACACACACACACCGGGACACUUCUACACCGCGGCACACGAAACCCGCGGCAACGGACCGACGCUGCUGCUGAACAGCCUUCAACACUCGGACUCACACAGACGCACAAACGGACGCCUGCACAACGGCAUCGACAACCCGGCGUUCACACACACAGAAGCUCAGACCACAAACACACAACAGCAACAGCAACAGCAGCAGCAACAACAACAACAACAACAACAGAACCCCAACAUCCUCAUCCAGGCAGGGACACCGGGAGGAAACCCGGCGCCGGCGCUUCAGCUGAGCCUGAACACGCUGCCACAGACCGCACAACACAACAACGCACAGUUACCCACAAUCCACCUCAACCUCAACUCCUUCUCCAGCAGCGCUCCACAGACGCAAGACGCAGUGAGUAACCAAACACAAGCAAACCCCGCCCACUUCCUCCCUAACGGCCGUGUCGACGCUGGACCUGUGCCGACCACGUUCACGCACGUCAACCGCAACAAUGUCACGCAGCAGAACGCAGACACGCAGACGUACGAGGACGCCGCGGCACGUCACCGACGCGCUGAGAGACGCACCGCCUCCCCGAGCUCCGCCCACCGACAGAUGCCGUGGGAUCAGGUCAGAGGGACGCCGUCGUAUCCCAGCGGCACGCUUCAGAGACGAGCGCCAUCGCCCGAGUUCAUCUCCGACUCUACAGACUACACCGCCCAAUCGACGCCACGGGAGGGAAGAGUGGCAAGCAGAGCUGACCCCCGACCUCCGAGACAGGUUGCCACGGCAACGCGGAGCCGAUCAGCUGAUCGUCACGGCGCCAACAACGGCAUUGAAGCUCUGUUUGACACUUUACACGACAGGCUGAGGAACUCCCGCACACAAGGGCGGAGCCAUCAGCAGGGAGAGCCCAGGCGCCACGAUGUCACCAGGCAGGACGCCACGCGUAGACACGCCCCCAGUGAGCAGCAGCAGCAGCAGCAGCAGCAGCAGCAGCAGCAGCAGCAGCAGCAGCAGCAGCAGCAGCAGCAGCAGGUGUCAGCGGGGCUGAGUGGACCUCACAGCUCAGAUACCAGAGCGUUGGCUGAUCCUAAUCACCUUCCCCAAGCCCACAUGUCACAACCGAUCCAGAACCAACCACAAUCCCCGGCGGCGCACACACAGCCUGCUGUCACACGCGCUGCCAACAACGCUCGCCAAACUGGCGCUGCUCCACUUCCUGUCCACUCUCAUCCCAGUCACCUGACCCAGGCUGCAGUGAUGGCCCACACUGAGCGGGCUCGCACGUUUCAGAGCCGCAGACAACAGACGCAGGCUGCACUGCUCAGCCCGGGACCACAGACCCGGGCUCCUGCCGCCGCCGCCGCCGCUGCCUCCGCUCAGCACGCUCAUGCCCCUCCUCCUCCCCCCGUCAUCCCCCUCACUCAGUUCCAGACGCUCCCCAAAGAGCGGCAUCAGCACAGAUCCCCGGGCAGAACCCCGCAGGCGCCCAGGCCUCCCGUCAACAUCCCGCUGAGUCAGCGGAACCUACACGUUCAACGGCAGCGCCAUCCUGUGGCCACGCCUGCCAACAGACAGCACCGCCCACCUGGACAUGUGCAUGUCAGUCCACACAGGAACGGCCAUCAUGCCCAUCACACCCAUCACGCUCAUGCCCGCGGCCACGGAAACCCCGCCGACUUCACCGACCCACGACAGGCUCAGAGAGGGAGACCACGGUGAGGACAGACAUCAGCACACAGAGACACAAGGACGACUGUCCGUCUGUCUCACUCUGGUGUCUCACUGCCUCACUCAGAGACAGCGACAGCAGGGACAGAGACAGCGACAGCAGGGACAGAGACAGAGACAGCAGGGACAGCAGUAACAGGGAGAGAGACAGAGACUGCAGGAACAUGAAGUAUUGAUAUUUUUGUUUACAGUUACUUUGCACUUGUCAGUGAAGAGGAUUCAGUGAACUAUGAAUGGAUGACUCUUAUUAAUGAAAUGCUUUAAUGAAUGAAUGAAUGAAUGAAGCUUGAGCUGCUGAAGCAGCACAAAGUAAAGUGUCUGUCUGUGCUGGGUCACAGACGUUUCAUUAAAGGGACAGUUGUGUGUUUAUGUUAGAUACUGACAUAUACUAUAGCCUGAGCUGUGUGCGCCCCCUGCUGGUCACCUCCUCCACCAAGAAGCAGCGCAAGAAAGACGAGCUAUUUUUGUCCCGGUGAAAACAUGGAGACAAACAUAUUUUUAGCCACUUUUAGCCAUUCGCAGAGCCAAAAUUAGGCUCCAUCAGUUUAAGUGUACGAUGUUUUUAAGAACACGUUCACGUCUUUAUCUCACUGUUAGACAGACUUUUGUAACAG